This is a messenger RNA of Penicillium macrosclerotiorum, 1440 nucleotides long. Its product is annotated as phthalate transporter. Bases 1 to 1440 code for a protein of 479 amino acids. Gene Ontology annotation, biological process: transmembrane transport. The record is from RefSeq and is a predicted model, not a curated record. The transcript is spliced from 7 exons. NCBI's taxonomy places the organism in Eukaryota, Fungi, Ascomycota, Eurotiomycetes, Eurotiales, Aspergillaceae. Gene Ontology annotation, molecular function: transmembrane transporter activity. Gene Ontology annotation, cellular component: membrane.
AUGGAUCUCAAGAAAAUUCCAGAGCACAUCGAGAUGUCAAGUCGGUCUGAUGAAAACUCGAACAAUACUCAGCUCGGCUUCACACCGCGCCAACAGCGGCAUAUUGUUCAUAAAAUUGAUCGAAGGCUUAUUACGGGCCUUGGGUUAUUGUUUGGUGUCAGUUUGAUGGACCGUACUAACCUUGGAAAUGCCUCAAUUGCUGGGAUGCAGAAAGAUCUCAGUUUGGAAAUGGGAUCACGAUAUUCUCUUGUUGUUCUGAUCUUCUUUGUGCCAUAUGUUCUCUUCCAACUCCCGAGUUCGAUCAUUGUCCAGAAACUAGGUCCUCGGAAGUUCCUUGCGGGCAUUACUUUUUUCUGGGGUAUUGUGAUGAUGUGUUUUGGUUUUGUUCGUGAUUGGAAAGUCAUGCUGGGGCUCCGCGUCAUCCUGGGAACGUUUGAAGCAGGUCUAUUCCCAGGAGCAGUCUACUUACUGUCUCUAUGGUAUCCUCGCUAUGAUGUACACAAACGCUAUUCUUCCUUCUACCUCAUAAGUACCGUUGGCGCCUCGCUCUCUGGGGUGCUUGCUUAUGGCUUUAUGCAGAUGGAUGGCCUUGGAGGGCUCAACGCUUGGGAAUGGAUUUUCGUCAUGGAGGGUCUUCUCACUUGCGUGCUCGCCAUUAUUGGCUAUGUACUGAUCAUCAGCUUUCCGCAAGAUGCGCAUAAUGCGCAUAACUUUUUAUCUCGGCGAGAAAUUGAUUUUGUCCUGCAACGAAUCAAUCAAGACCGACAUGACGUGGAAGAUGAGCCGUUCAGUGCAUCGGCAUUCCUAAAGCCUGCUCUUGAAUGGAAAGUUUGGGGGUUUGCCCUUAUUUUCCUAUGUAGCACAGUGAUUGCCUACUCCCUAGCGUUUUUCCUACCGAUUAUCCUCUCCUACAGGCUAGGCUUCAGUGUUGGGGUAUCCCAAGUUCUCAGCACUCCACCAUACUUUUUUGCUGGUAUAGUUAUGUACCUGGAAGGCUGGCUGGGUGAUAAAUGGCGGUGCCGCAGCCCUUUUAUUAUCUAUAACGCGCUGCAGACAAUUGUUGGCCUUUGCCUCCUAGAAUGGGUAAACUCAUCCGGCGUGCAAUACUUCGCUAUCUUCCUUGUGACAGCUGGGUGCAAUGCAACGGUGCCUGCUGUCUUGUCAUGGCAGGCCAACAACAUCCGCGGCCAGUGGAAGCGGGCAUUCUGUAGUGCGAGCAUGAUCACGUCUGGCGGAACCGGGGGCAUUGUUGGAGCAUUGGUCUUUCGAUCUCAGGAUGCACCGCAGUAUUUUCCAGGGAUUGUCGCGUCAAUUGCGUGCAAUGUGGUGAUCCUGAUUGUGACAGGAGUUCUUACGGUAUUCAUGCACUACGAAAAUCGGAAGGCGAAGCGUGGAAUGGUCAAAAUUGAGGGUCUGGUAGAUUUCUAUUACACUCUGUGA